This is a messenger RNA of Olea europaea var. sylvestris, 1446 nucleotides long. Its product is annotated as 1-aminocyclopropane-1-carboxylate oxidase-like. The transcript has 4 exons. The record is from RefSeq and is a predicted model, not a curated record. NCBI's taxonomy places the organism in Eukaryota, Viridiplantae, Streptophyta, Magnoliopsida, Lamiales, Oleaceae. Bases 105 to 1049 code for a protein of 314 amino acids.
UGGAAACCACAAUAUAUUACCCUCCAGGUUUUCCUCUCAACACGGUGAUUCAUAAACUCAAAAUAGCAAGACGGAGAUAAGAAUAACUAGAGAGAGAGAGAGAGAUGGCAUGGUUUCCAGUUAUUAGUAUGAAGAAGCUCAAUGGAGAAGAAAGGGCUGCAACAAUGGAGAAGAUCAAAGAUGCUUGUGAAAACUGGGGUUUCUUUGAGCAGGUUAAUCAUGGGAUUUCUCCCGAAUUCAUGGACAACGUAGAGAGGAUGACAAAGGAACACCACAGAAAAUGCAUGGAACAAAGAUUUAAGGAAAUGGUGGCGAGUAAAGGACUUGAAGCUGUUCAAUCUGAAAUCAAUGAUUUAGACUGGGAAAGUACCUUCUUCCUCCGCCAUCUUCCUGUUUCAAACAUAGCAGAAGUCCCUGAUCUUGAAGAUGAUAACAGGAAGACUAUGAAGGAAUUUGCAGCACAACUAGAGAAAUUGGCUGAGCAUCUUCUUGAUUUGCUUUGUGAAAAUCCUGGACUAGAGAGAGGCUAUCUGAAAAAGGUAUUCUAUGGCUCUAAAGGCCCUACCUUCGGAACCAAGGUCAGCAAUUAUCUCCCAUGCCUCCAGCCGGAUCUCAUCAAAGGACUUCGAGCACACACCGACGCCGGUGGCAUCGUCCUACUUUUCCAGGGUGGCAAGGUCAGUGGCCUCCAGCUUCUUAAAGACGGUGAACGGGUUGAUGUCCCACCUAAGCACCACUCCAUUGUCAUCAACAUUGGCGACCAACUCGAGGUGAUUACAAAUGGAAAGAAUAAGAGUGUGAUGCACAGAGUGAUUGCGCCCACAGAUGAAAAUAGAAUUUCCCUUGCAUCAUUCUACAAUUCUGGAAGUGAUGCUGUGAUUUAUCUAGCAUCGGCAUUGGUAGAGAGCGAAGAGAAUAAAGAUUUGUACUCAAAAUUCGUGUUUUCGGACUACAUGAAGCUCUAUGCUGGUCUCAAAUUCCAGGCUAAAGAACCAAGAUUUGAAGCCGUGGAAAACACAAAUAAUUUGGGUCCAAUUGCUAUUGUUUAAGCUCCCGUUUGAUCCCCAUUAAUUUUCAUUCCAUUAUAUUUCAUUUUUCUCUUUUUUAUUUUCAAUCACACAAUUUUUCAUAAAAUAAUAUUAUAUAUAAAUUGAAAAAUUUCUUUAUUUUUUCAACCACUCUUUUUCAAAAAGACGCUAUUCCACCCAUUCUCAUUAUUAAAAAAUGGGGGCCAAAUAAGUGCUAAGUAGUAAUUGGAUUAAAGUUCACUAUUGAAAAGUCUUCAUCUCCUCAGUCCAAUCUUAAUAUAGUCCUCUUAUAUUUGGAAGGAUUGUGAGCUUAUAAAAUUUUCUCUGCUGAUCAAAGAAUUUAUAUCUGUCCUGAAUUCUACUGUAUUUACUAUUUACAGAGUAAGAAGCCAAUCUUGAAGGGUAAUUCAGUGAUCAA